UGUAUAUAGUGGUACAGGAAUCUCUUUGAUGGCGCAAUUUAAGGGAAGACAUUAAAACGAGAUGCUUACGUGCAUAGCUCGUUCGAAGCAAUCGAACGAUGAUUCCCUUGAUCAACCUGAAAAAUUCAAUCCAAAUGCUGCUCCGCCUAAUAAACAAUCUGUCAAAACACUUACUUCUCAGAUCAAGGACAUGGCAUUGAAAGCAUCAGGAGCAUACAAACAGUGUGGUCCAUGUGCGACUCAGCCGUCGACUCUCAGAAAAAACGACUCCGACUCGUUGGAUAAAUUCCGGUGGUCUUAUAAGAGAACAGGGAGUUCGAGUUCCAGCUCUACAGCUGGGAGGAAGGAGCUGGAAGCGAGGCUUAAGGGAAUAUCAAGCGGGGAAGUUACGCCGGUAUCGGCGUCAGCUAGUGGCCGGCGAGCUGAACCGGUGGUGUUUGUUGAAGAAAGCGAGCCGAAAGAGUGGGUGGCUCAAGUCGAACCGGGUGUUCUAAUCACUUUCGUUUCAUUACCACGUGGCGGCAAUGAUCUUAAGCGGAUUCGAUUCAGUCGAGAAAUGUUUAAUAAAUACCAAGCUCAAAGGUGGUGGUCAGAGAAUUGUGAGAAGGUAAUGGAGCUUUAUAAUGUCCAAAGGUUGAAUCGUCAAGCUUUUCCCCUUCCAACACCUCCAAGAUCCGAAGACGGGAGUUCAAAAAUCGAAUCGAUUGAAGACAGUCCUGUGACACCCCCGCUGACUAAAGAACGACUACCACAUACUUUGUUCCGUCCAAUGUAUUCAUCUUCAGAUUCUCUUGAACUACAAUCAACCCAUUCUCGCUAUAAUUAUGACUCUUGUGGUGUCUCCUCAACUCCAAAACUCUCAAGCAUCAGUGGAACAAAGACAGAGAUAUCAUCAAUGGAUGCCUCUAUGAGGACUAGCACAUCAAGAGAUGCAGAUCGCUCUGGAGAGCUAUCUAUCAGCAAUGCCAGUGAUCUUGAAACUGAAUGGGUUGAGCAAGAUGAGCCUGGGGUUUACAUCACUAUACGAGCACUACCAGAUGGCAGACGAGAACUCAAACGUGUCAGAUUCAGCCGAGAAAAAUUUGGAGAAGUGCAUGCCAGGUUAUGGUGGGAAGAGAAUCGUGCUAGGAUACACAAACAAUACCUGGGAUGAUCGAUAACGCUUAUUUGCAAAUAUCGCUACAUUUCCUGUUGAUUGCCAAUUAAGGAGGUGUUGCACUUAAUUCUUUGGCAAUGCUCAUAGUAUUCAUUAUUAUAUGUGGAGCCAGAGAUUAGUAUAAGAGAGGCAAUAUACAAAGAAGAAUCUAAGCUUUGUUACCUUUGUGAACAACCAUCUAGGUUGUUGACAUGUUCUUUCUUUCUUUCUUUCUUUGUUUUUGUUUAAUUUCCAUUGUCUAAAUUAUGCUAAGUAAAAGGGGGGAAGGGGUUGAAGAAACUAAAAUAUUUCUUUGGGUAUAAGAUUUUAAGGGAUGAGAAUUUUGAUGUUGAUUCCAAAAAGAAGAAGAGAUUUUGAUGUU
Solanum verrucosum is the source of this 1517-nucleotide messenger RNA. RefSeq names its product protein Brevis radix-like 4. The transcript has 6 exons. The coding region runs from base 62 to 1153 and encodes 363 amino acids. NCBI's taxonomy places the organism in Eukaryota, Viridiplantae, Streptophyta, Magnoliopsida, Solanales, Solanaceae. The record is from RefSeq and is a predicted model, not a curated record.